Mesocricetus auratus (golden hamster) is the source of this 10122-nucleotide messenger RNA. RefSeq names its product cilia and flagella associated protein 54 (gene Cfap54). Gene Ontology annotation, biological process: cilium assembly. The record is from RefSeq and is a predicted model, not a curated record. Lineage: Eukaryota; Metazoa; Chordata; Mammalia; Rodentia; Cricetidae. The transcript is spliced from 68 exons. The coding region runs from base 63 to 9575 and encodes 3170 amino acids.
GAGGCCGUUGCCUGGCAACCGCGUGUACACCACCAGCCCCUAGCGUACUGCCUUUGAUAGACAUGGCGACCUCCAGCCCCUCCAUCUCUUCCUCGGAGUCCCGGGACUCUGAGGCAUCGGCGUCGCCGGUGCAGCUGCCUCCAACGCCUCCGCCGACCUCCACUGCGAUGCUCAAGUCGCCUAUGGAGUCCAAGACGAGCUCGUCCAAAACGUCUCACAGGUCCUGCUCGGAGGAGUCGCUGCCCGCUGCCGCCUUCUACGGGCCUCUGGACGCUAAAAACCCGCUCCUGGCCUCCUGCGACAAGGAGAUCCGGGAGCUGUUGGGCUUUAUGAAGAAGAAGAAGGCUCUAGCCAUUUCGGAGGAACAGAAGCACGAAUUCCAUCGGAGAUGUGCUACCACUCUGUUUAAUAUCUGGACCAAAUACGCCCCCCGGCUGCCAUCCGACUAUUACAACGAGAAGCUUCUGAAGGUUGGAGACAGCCUCUGUCAAAUGCAAGAAUACAAACUGGCUCUUCUGCAGUGCUAUGGGAGGUAUCUCCAGCAGUUCUCUGACUUUGAUGAGGAAAGAGAAGAUGUGAAUCAGUUCAAAGCUGUCUUUUUCCCAAAAGGCUUUGGAGAUGAAACUGCCGAACUUACGUUCCAUGCUUUGAGUGGCAAAAAUGUUUGCAGAUACAAGCUGGUGUGUGACAACGAUGCCAACCUGCAGAAUAAAGAAUCUGUGAGCCAGUGUCUGCACAUCUUGUCCUCCCUAAGGCUCAUCAUGCAGGUGGCCCUGCCCCAGGAGCCCCUUUGCUGGAUUAUCUUCAAUGGUACCAUCUACAUUUACACCAUUUGCCGAAAACUGAUGCUCAUAGGGCUUGCUGCCCAGGCCGUAGAAUACCUGCUGUGGGCCAGCAUGUGCAUGGAAUCCUCUGUCCCGCUCCUGUCCAUCAGGUACCUGACCUGGAGAGCCACUCUGUACACUGCUGUCUGCCAGUGCCACUACGACUGCCAGACUAGCAUCCACGGGGAGGCAUUUGCUCGACGUGCAUUAGCUAAAAUUGAUGAGUUAAGGCAACUGGAAUUAAUGAGUUCCUCCAAGUCUCAGGAAGAAUCCCGGAGAUAUUACAGAGAGGCCACAAUAAAGAUGGCCGUGAUGAUCUUCAAAAGAGGAGUGUUUGAGUCAAGAAGAAAAAACAAAGCUGUGUUUAGACCGAAGAUAAGAAUUAACGUAAAGGAAGCUCAGAGCAUGGUGUGGCCACGGACGGUCACAGAGCGGCUGCUGGAUGAGCUAUUUGAUAGCACCUCGUCCCGGUUCUUGGCUGUCUUGGAAGCUCUUUCUGACUCAAGCAGGCGAAUCCUGCAAACUGGACCUCUGGCUACUGAUGAAGUGGAGCUUCGUGAUGUAGUCUCAGAACUGUUUAUGGCCGGAAAAGAACUUUUGAUAAUUUCAAAUGCUGGUACAAAUGGAAAAUUUGAUUUCCCAAAAACGCUUCUCCUGGAGCUUAUGAUAGAAAGGAAAAAUAUCAUUUCUGUGCGUGCUGCUGUGAGAUUCACAAAAUUGGCUUUUACUUAUGAAGAAUGGGGAUUGUUUGUAUCGCUGGCUGGACAGCUCAUUCAGUUUCUCCAGAAGCAAGAUAGUCCCGAAUUACAGAGAGCAGAGAAGGAUCUGAUUCUUCUGCUUGCAGUGGAACCAUUGAUCAACAUAAAGAAAAGCAAAGGCUUGAUUUUCCCUCUGGAUAGCGAUAAGGAGGGGCAGUCCGCUCAAGUUUAUCUAAAACAUAUUGCCUGUCAUGAGUCCUGUGUGAGGAGUUGCGGUUACUCAGAAGAUAUCUUUCAUUUGGCAGCGAUACUUCAUUUCUGUGUUUGCAUCCCUAACAAGGGUGUUCAGCCUGACAAGGAUAUCGUUGUGGACAUAAUAACAUUCUUAUGGCAGAAAUGCAAGCUAGGAAUUCAAAGGAUGAGCAUGUCCAGAAACGACUUUGCAAAAUAUUCUCACAAGAUCAGCACUAACAAAUGGGUUUAUCUCCUGUGGCAGAUAAGUGAAGUGAUUCACUGCUAUCAAUUGGAAGAUUUGGACAUUGUGAUGGUGGCAGAGGUCACAUUACGAUUAAGUGAAAUAUUAGAGUCUUUGGGAAACCCGAAAAGAAAAUUCAGAAAAUCUGCAGAUUCGUCUUCAAGAAAAGGGACCGAGGAGUUCCCUGGGACUCCAAAAGGGAUUCCCGAAGUCCUUCCAAUAUUAAAGCGAGCUCCCGUGGAACAGGUGUUUUAUGCAUAUGAACUCCUGGAUAAAUCAAUCGCUGGGAUGAACUGGAAUUGCAUGCUAACUACUUUGUCAGAUGGCUCCUCUGUAAUUGACCAUUGCUAUGUCAAGUACUCUCAUGACAUGGAUGGGGCUACUUUCAAGCCGAUUGCAGCGAAUAGCUUCAUGAUGGAUCUGCAUCUUGAAUUAAUUCAUGCUCAGCACCGUAUAGCCGUUGUACUUCUUGACCAAUUGCAAGCUUUGCAGAUUCCAACUGUUAGCACAAAUACCAAAGGUUGGGAAAAAUUAAAAGAAUCCAGAAGCACCGAGUGUUUCACAGAGUUAAGUGUAAUGAAUAAAAUAAAGAAGAACAAGCUGUCCAGAGCCAGCUACCUGAUGCAGAAGGCCCUUCUACUGUUCGAGAAAGAUGCAGCCUGUGUAAAGUCGCAGAGCUUGUUGAUGGAAGCGUAUGCCUUAAUUGAGAAGCUCGAAGCAGAACAAAAUGCCUUAUAUUCCUAUCAGAAAUACUUGGAGAGUUCAAAAACAAAGAAGAGCAGGAUCCCUCCCCCACCCAUCCUGCUGGCCAGAACCCACUGCUCCGUGACUCUGAAACCUGCUCCGUUCAUUUCAGAUGUUAAGGUGUCCUGGUACUGCAUAUUGGGUUGCAAAGCAGAAGGAAGCUAUGGAAAAGUAAGACUCAACAACAACCGUCUCCCGAACUCAGGAGAAGCGAUACCAAAUGAUGGCAAAAGCAUCUUUGAAAUUAAAGGCUUAGAAACCAAUGAAAAAUAUAUAUUUGCAAUCGCUGCUUAUUCUUGCAACGGGAAACUCAUCGGUGAUACUGUUGGCGAGACAACUAAACCAAUCCUCAUUUACCCGCCUCUUUCUGCUGUCACUGCUCGGAUGUACUUGACACAGGUUGCCUAUCAGACUGGAAACUAUGAGUUGGCCAAGAAGGUCUUCUCGCCAGUUUGGGGUUAUUUUGUUGCUUCUCCCAUUCAGGAUGCUCAGUCAGUGGUCUCUCUAAGCAACAUUAUGACAAUCACACAGAGAAGGUUGCAGCCCAGUAUUUUGGCAGAUACGUCGUCGAUCCUCUUAUACCUUUUCCUCAGAAAUAUCUUUGUGAUGAGCGACAUUAAAAUUAAAGAAGAAAAUCUCUUCUGUGAUAAUAUUAAAGGCAAUGAAAAUUUUCCUGCCCAGCAAAUCGCUAGACUGAUGGAAUGUGAGAAUGUGCUGGUGGCCCUGGAGCUCAGCAACUUCCUCAACGAUUCCAAUUACGCCCUUCAAGCAGUGACCCAGUGCUACGGGCUCCUCGCUCCCAUCAUCUAUCACAAUAUCGUCUUGGUACCUGUCAUACAGAUUUUGAUAAAAUGUGUUGUGGUUUUGCAAGCAGUGCCAAGUAUUGUUCACUCAAAGAAACAAGUUGCAAGCUUUGAAAGUGUACAGCACAUGAUAGCUUGCUGUAUCUUCUACAUAACAAAGAUUCUACGUUCCUGGAAGGAAUAUGACCUGGCAAUAACUAUCAUAAAUUAUGGGAAAAAGACGUUGGACAUCACAUCAGCAUGCAAAUCUCUAUUUGGUAAUGACCAAGAUGACACUGGAGAGGAGGGUACUUGUUCUAAGAAAACUUCAAGAACUAAGAAGCCACAGCAGGUGCUGCUCCCUGAGAAGAUAAACGAACAGCUGGCCUUGUUGGAGUCACAUCUACUCAAAUUGACAAAGCAAUUCACCUUAACUGAACUCUCUGGAGCAGAGGACCCGAUCUUUCUCUACCCGGUGGUUUUAAACUGGUCGGUGAAAGGUGCCAUGAAGGAAGUCAUGAAAUUUAAGCAAAGACCAAGAUUCCUGGAAUUCUUUACACAAGUUAUGCUCAAAUGUAUGAACGAUGAGAAGUUUCAACUCGUGGUGGAGAUGGCAGCUCCCAUUUAUGACUUCUUGAAAAGGAGAAACGAGUCCCUCAUUGGAACAAAAAAGUUAAAAUGCAAGGACAAUGUCCUUUCUAAGAAGACACCCAAAUCUCUCAAGAAGUAUAAAGCUGUAGUUAUUGAGAUUGGAAGAACUGCAGACUGGCUGCCAAGAAAAAGAAGGAAGAAAAAGGAAACUCUAAAAGAAUUUUUUUCCAAGAAUCCAUCCAUUUUUGAACUAUCGGAGCAGGAAAGAAAUAAGAGAGCUGAUGUGAGGAAAAUGGCUUACCGAAGCCUGGCAGAUAACUUGAAUCCCAUAAUAUUAAACUAUGUCAAAAGAAAGAGGUUUCAUCAAAUACUUCUUGAAGAGCUCCCUUGGAGAGCUCAGAUGAACUUGUAUCUGGCGAGUGCACACUUCCACUUGUUUUUACUAAAGCUGUCUGAGCGCACAAAGAUGAGGUUCAGCUCUUCCCAUUCUAAUGUCAGUUUCCGGUCAUGUGACCCUAAUUUCUUCUCAUUAUACCAUUCUGGAACAUUGUUGCCAACAGCAAAACUGACUAUUGACAACUACCAAGCAACGCUGGAUAUUCUUAUGGCCUCUAAAAAAAAGAAGCCCAACCAACCCACAGAUACUGAAGAUUUUAAUUCGUUUUGGAAUUCCAAAAGUGAAGAUAGUGUUUCCAAGAUAAAAACACAGAUAAUUUAUGAAUCGGAGUCUCAAAUAGGCGUUGGUAUUAAUGCCAGAGAGAAGGAUCGAGUAUUAAACUGGGGACUGGAUCAUUUUAUAAAAAUCUUCUCAUGUUGCAGGAAAGCAAUGGUUCUUGCUUACCGUGGUGGCUAUUGGACUUUACUGCAAAACUGCUGCAGGGCAUUCUGGAACUUUGCCCAUGAGCUGCAGAUACUAUUGAAGCAGACUAUGGAGACUUACAAGGCUUUUCCUAUUAGCCAGGACGGCUUUCUCUGUGCCUGUGUAUUACCAUUCUACUUGGGCACGGAACUACUUAUUGACAUGUUAAUAAAGCUGCAGAGCACCAAUUCUAUCAAGCAAAUCGAAGAGAAAGGCGACUUCAGCGUCCCCAGCUGCUAUGGGAACAUCAAAUACGAUAACGGGGGUUCCAGCCUGACUUUCGAGCAUCCUUUGGAUGACGUCAACGUGGUCGAUUUGAAAUGGAUCUGUGACUUUGUGUUGAAGUCUCUGGAGGUUCUAUACCAAGUGGAGAAGUGGGAGACGCUGGUGUCUCUCGCCAUUCAGUUUAACAUCAUUUCACAUGAGCGCUAUACAGAGCAAGUGACCCCGCUGUUGGUGUAUGCACAGCGCCAGUUGCUUCUGAGGAUACAGAAGUUCAAUGGCCCCGAUGUUGCUCAACAGGCUUGUGAAAGAUAUGAGGCUGACAAUGGACAGAAGAUAACCUGCCGGAACUUCAUUGGGAAGCAACUCACGAUUGAUCCUUCCUCACCCAAGACGCUGGCAGAAAUAGAAGGAAGCAGUGAUCUGCUGAAGUCACUUAUCCUCUCAGAGCACAAAAGGGCCCAACAGCUUGUCUGUGUGCCCGUGGAUGUGGCCGACACUUUGAGAUGCUUUCGAGAGACCCUGGAAAAGUCCAGGUAUCACAACAGAUCAGUGCGACACAGCAGGAAGCUGCUUUUGCUAUUUCUCGCACAGACACAAGGUGAAAAAGGAGGGGCAAACAACACACAGUUUUCCUCAGGGAAGGUGGAGUUUUGCCUGGGAACAGAAGAGAUGCACAUGUCAACACCCCCCGACCUUUCUCAGGAAAACUUCAGAGUUUUUAGUUCCGUGGAGAAAAGCAAACUUCCCUAUUCACAGCUGGGGCUGGUAAUUUCUUCCUUUUACCAAACUAUAGACGUUCUCCAAGCCAGCAAUCAAAGGAGCCUUAAAGUUCAGUCACUGCAUUCACUUGGAAGUCUCUUCAUCUUUGCAGAAAAGAGAAGGGCUGCUUUUAAAUGUUGGUGUCAAGCUCUUGAUGGCAUAUUCAGAAAGCCAGAUGCGUUGCACACAUGGAAAGAAUUUGGCACCCCCCUCUCCAGUGGCACCAACAAUUCUUCACCUCCUGUUUUCAAAGACUACAGUGAAGAAUUUCUAUCAAAGCUUGGCAUUUGGGGGUGUUUGCAAGGGGCAGUGAUUGCAGCAAAGAUAGCACAGUUUAUUAAGACUGCAAAUGUUAAGAAAAGAAUCAACUGUUGCAUCUUGUCUGCGUUGCUUUUUCAGAGUCUGCUUCGUACUACUCUCCCACAUCCCAAAGCUGAACGCAGCUAUGCCCAGUACGAAAUCACUCAGCUCCUCCCUGGCAUCGAACUCUUCACAGAUCAAUUCAGGGCUGACAUCUGCAUUGUUAUUGCAAGUCUAUACUACGUUAUCCGCGAACUGCACUAUGCUAAGAACAACCUUAUAGUUUUGCCUCUCCUUGCAUUGUACCAAUAUUUUGUGUCUGUAAUUUGCCAAGACAUAGUCAGAAAUCUAGAAGCAAGAAUCCUGAAGGCCGAGAUCCUUAUAGACUUAGGCUUCUUUCCUGAAGCCUUUUAUGAGCUAUCCCAGAUUUUUCAUGGAAAAAACCUGCCGUGCGCCAUCCCUGCUGGCUAUAAAGUCACAGCGAAAGUUAAGAUAACUCAAUCAUUUGACUCUGGAAAACCUCUUACCAGUAAAGACAACAUACAGGCACUUGAAGAUUUAAUCAACAAAGGCUUGCCUUUCAUUCUGGUUACUCUUGGCCAGCAACAUCUCUUAAAUAAAUUUAAUUUUGUCAAGGCCCACUUCUUCAUAAGUUUGGCUGCAACGAUAAACUGUAUCCCAGAUAACAAACUGUACCACUCAGUUGUCAUUGACAAGAACAAGCUCAACACCCCAAACCUUAAAGAUUUGUACACAAAGGAUAAUGAAAACUCACACUGUCAAAUUUCAAGAUUCAGAGACGAGUACACUCUUAGCAUGAUAAAGUCACUUUUACUGAUUGAAGCUGAGGAGAGGCUCAACACCCUGGUGUCUGAGGUGGAGCAUCAGUGCCACAAGCCCCUCUGCCAGUGCUCUGCUCAGGAGCUGGAGAUCCUGGUGGAGAGCAGGCUGCAGCUGGCAGCCAUCGCCCUCCAGAGACAGCGGGCAGCGUACGGGGCUGCUAUAGUGUAUUCCACACUCAAGCUUCUCCAGGAUUCGAAAAUUUUUAAAAAGAGAACGCCGGAUGACUCAGACAGUCCCACCUCUCCGGGAACUUCUACCACAGAGAGUAAAGAUGACAGUGAGUUUUUAGACCCCAUUUCCCUGAAUGCCAGGGAAUAUUUCAACAUUCACCUUUGGCUGAGGUGCCGCUUGAUGCUUGUGACUGCGUUCGUUGCACAGAUUCGUGGUAUUGGAAUCAUGAAAGAGAAUGACAUGACAGACUGCCUGAGCCUCAUCAAUGAAGUGCGCAUGGAGGUCAAGGGUGCAGAUGACACGGAGAUCCUGGCCGAGGUCCUGAUGCAAGCUGUGAUCCUGGGUCUUCAGGAAAAGCACUUAAAGGCAGACAUCAUAAGAAACCUCCAGGAAAUAAUCCAUUUGCUGGAGGGAAAUGAGUUCCUUUCUCCUCGAUCUUGGUUAACCCUGGUGAGAAGCCUCGCCCUAAUGGAUGACUUAACGAAAGCUGAGAAAUUCAAGCAAGCAUCUUCAAAAGAGGACAAAUUAAUUUUCUUGAAUCAAGCCCACAACAUCCUUAUUACACAGAUGCUAACUUUUGGAGAGACAAUCGAAUUCCCUCUAUCAGAUGCUGACUAUGCGAAUCCUCUACAUCCUUUGAAAAACAUCUACCUUCCUCAUGUCAUGUUACUAGCAAAAAUAAAACUGAGAAUUGGACACACAUUGUCCAAGCAGGUAUAUUCCCAAAGCAAGAAGAAGGACAUCAUUAAGUGGCUGCCUGCCCUUCACAUCUUUGAGAUGGCCUUGAAGCUCUGCAAGGUGUCAGCAGCGGAGGAGUAUGAGGUGGAAGCAGAAAUUCUGUUUCAGAAAGGCAGAAUAGAGCGUCAAAUGCUGAAAGAAGACAAAUCUCCAAUUUCAGAAGUAGAGAGUUUUUUCGAUGCUAUUCAAAUAAGCCUGAGAAAUGAUCAGAACUCAGGAUUGAUACGAGAUUCCUACCUAGAAAUUGCCCUUAUGUAUUUCUAUCUGAAGAAGCCAAAGAGAAAAGUUUCAGGAACACCGUCAUCACUCAAGCCUCUUUCCAAAAGGCACAGUUCUAUUAAAGAACCAGUAGCAACUCGAUUCGAGAUGUUCAGCUCACUGGCCUGGAUUGCAAUACGAGCUGCUGCACAGGUCAGUGAAGCUGUGCUGGCGGUCAACCUCCUGGUUGGAAAGAAGAAUGCUAGAACUGACAACGUUAGUUUCACGGCAUUGCCAAACAUUCCAGAGUUUGCCACUGUGGACCUUUUCUCUUCAUAUACAGAUUAUUUACUUGAAAACUACCAAGUUACUUUCCAGACUGGUAGUCCAUUUUUGCACCAAAAUGAUGAUAUUUAUGACAGCGUAGAUGCUAAAAGGAAGGCUCACACCAAAGUGGAGAUUACGUGGAUCCUUCUCAUUCGCUACUAUAUACAUCUCCAGAGAAUUAACAACAUGAGCAAGCUGCUGGCAUCUGCAACUCCGGUCUCAGGGAUUUCUCUGCCCGACGACAUGCUCCUCACAUCCCUGCACAACUCUGAACUGAUUUUGCGCCAGAAAGAAAUGCAUCUUUUCCUGAAACGGUUCUUGCAGCUCUACUCUUCUUCGUGCAUUGAUGAGUUUCCAAAGGAACUUAUGCAAGCCAUGGAAAACCCCAUGACACUAGAUAAAUUCCUGUUUGAAACAUCAGGCAAGGUUCAUCGGGAAAGUUCUCUGCAGUCUGAUAUCUCUGGGAAGCUCCUUGGCAGUCCAUCUUACACAGAAUCCACCUCAGAAAUGGCAGUGCAAGCACAAAACAAAGAACUGUGCUUUCAGUGGUAUAUUCCUCCCCUGGACAAACCUCCAAAGGAUGUGGAACCUAUGGUUUUAUUAUUGUAUGCAUACAACUUGAAGCCUGUGAAGAUCUCUGAUAUUAAAGUGCCUACUGGUAACAACUUGUGUGUCGGCACCUCCUGGAUUCCACUGAACAGAGUCAUCUCAAUUCAUGAGAAACUGUCUAAUCUUGCACAAAUUGCUGAGCUAUCAUUACCAUCGGUUCCUGAAGUUGCUGCUUCAGAUGAAAAUUUAUAUGAAUCAGUGGAAUCUGAAGAUAAAUCAGUUGAUACAGACAUGGAAAACAUGAUCCUCGAAUGCUGUUCUGAAAUAAUGGCUCUGUUUUCCAAGGAUGAAGAGCUCAUACCACUGACUGAGGUUCCCUUUGAUGUCUCCCUCCCUGCUAUAUUCAGUCUUGAGAGACUUUUUGAUCUUGCAAAUGGUUGUAUCGUGUCAGUAGGAAGCCUUUUCAACUGGGUGGUGUCAAUUAUCCCCUGAACAUCCUCUACAGGGUAACUCUAAGGGGGCUUUAAUUGUUACUGAUUUUUGUUUGUUUAUUUGAAAUAAAUUUCUAAAGUUUUUAAUUUCAUAAAUACCAAUAUUUUCUGUUACGCUGAACUAGAGAAGUUUGCUUAUUCGACUUGGGAAGAAAGCUUUGACCUUGCAUGUUAUAUGCUUCAGAGGGGCCUCUCAACAUGGAACUUCAUUGCAUCGGCUUUGGAAUUCUGUGGACCUGGGUCUGGGUAGCAACUUCGCCACCUGCUUGCUUUGUACCAUUAAAGAGUUACCUUCAAUUUUUAAGCUUUUACAUCUUCACUUAUCUCCUAAAAUGGAUGUUAUGUAUUAAAGAAAAUACAGUCGCUUAGAUGUUUAACUCAGGCCUGAUGAAGUGGGGGGACCAUGAAAUGUCAUUUGCCUGGUGAACUGGAAGAGCAUCAGACAUUUUGACUGUUCAUCUAGCAUCUAACAAUGCCACAUACUAACCCUUCCCAAGAUCUAACACAUGGAUGCUCAUGAAAAUAAAACAAUCACUAAAUAAGCAAAA